This is a messenger RNA of Rhopalosiphum padi (bird cherry-oat aphid), 1638 nucleotides long. RefSeq lists its product as uncharacterized. The coding region runs from base 348 to 1097 and encodes 249 amino acids. The record is from RefSeq and is a predicted model, not a curated record. The transcript has a single exon. Lineage: Eukaryota; Metazoa; Arthropoda; Insecta; Hemiptera; Aphididae.
CGCUAAAAGGAUAGUCGUGACGGGUAUCUAUGGUAUAAAAUUGCAAUGAUUAGUAAAAAAGUUAACUUAUAAUAUAAUUUAAUAUGACCUCAUAUAUACCUACAACAUAUGCUUGUAACUAUAAUACCUAUAUUAUAUGCGCUGCAUAGUGUAUAUCCAUUAUCCAAGUAUAAUCAUAUAAUAUAUCGUGCAUAUGCAUCACACAACUAUACCUGAUAUAUAAGUAGGUACCUAUUACACCUGCAGAAAUAAUAAUAAAAUCUUUAAAUCGGCCCGUCGAUGAUUUUUAUUUUAAAUAAUUCACACUUCACGGUAUAAAUAAAAUCAUAUAAUAAAACAAAAAUAAUAUGAACCGUGGAUUCAUAUAUUUCCAGUCAGUGGUCGUUUAUACACUCGUGCUUACCGCUUCCACUGUCGUACAUAACACGGACGCGGAGUGCUGGGACACGGGCUGUCAACUGGACUCGUGGUUGGUCAAGGGCUGCGAGCAGUACGAAGGAAUGACGGAGAUAAAGCGUAAGCCGUGUGGUCGCGGCAAUAAACCCGCAGGCCACGUGUAUUCCUGUUGUUACCAAUUGAAUUCGAUCGAUUCCUCUCGGAAAUUGUGCCGGGCCACGGAAUGCAUAUCGGAUUCAGUAGGAUCGGACCACCACGAUGCAUCAGGUGACGGCGAUGGUUGCAGCUCACUGCAGUACCAAGGCACAAUUGAGGUAGCAAGAUCACCGUGCGACAGGGGCUACGUGUACUUUUGCUGCAACAGCACGAACGAUCCUUCGGACGCUGUGCAACUGAACAAAAUCGGAGACCUCACCUACUAUAGUUUGGGGUUGACGGCGUGCGGCCGAACGUACACCGACGGCGACAUGGUUGCGGCAAUAGCGUUCGGUCAUUUCACCACUCCGAAUCCCAAUUUUGAUCCCAUGUGCGGCAAACGUGUGAAAAUAAUCGACCCUACUACGUUGAAAUCUAUAGUAGUGACCGUGAGAGACAAAUGCGAAGCCUGCAAGAUGAAUGAUAUCGAUGUGUCUCCGUCUGCGUUUGAAAAACUUAAACCGAAAAUUGUUGGAAGAAUCAAAGUCGUUUGGGAUUUUAUUUGAUGUCUAUUAUGUCAUAAUAUAUAUAUACGGUAUAUUCAUGUGGACUAUAACUUAUAAUUUAUAUUUAAGUGUAUACAGUACAUUGUACGUUUAACGUAUCUGAUAAUAUUGACAAAUAUUUAAAUAGUAUACGUUGACACGUUGUACGUACUACAUAUACCUAUCGAUUCCUGUACAAUAUAACUAUGAUUUAUUAAUAUAAUAUCAAAAAUAGGUAAUGUAUAAUAAUUUAUUAUUUUAUUGUACCGUAGCGUGUCUUUUGUAAUCUAUUUAAUAUGAAAAAAUUAAAACGUGUUACAUUGUAUUAUAUAUGUUACUAUAUUUACUAAGUUUUAGGUAUCAUUAUAAAUUAAUAAAAUAUAGUGUUGUACUGUUUUUAAAAAUUAUAAUAAUAUACAUAUUUUAUUAAAGAUAUCAUCGAAUAAUUUUUGUGCAAUAUUUUGGUAUAGAAGGGGUGGGGUUGCGUGUUUUUUAUUGUGUAUAUACUCUUAUAUUUUUAUUUAUGAUGUACGUAUAUAAUAUAUAAUAAUAUUAUAAAUGU